This is a messenger RNA of Pelodiscus sinensis (Chinese soft-shelled turtle), 936 nucleotides long. RefSeq names its product olfactory receptor 51G2-like. Gene Ontology annotation, biological process: G protein-coupled receptor signaling pathway. Gene Ontology annotation, cellular component: plasma membrane. The record is from RefSeq and is a predicted model, not a curated record. Lineage: Eukaryota; Metazoa; Chordata; Testudines; Trionychidae. Gene Ontology annotation, molecular function: olfactory receptor activity; G protein-coupled receptor activity.
AUGUCAACUGCCAAUGACACCAAAUUCCAAUCUGCAGUGUUCCUUCUCACUGGGAUACCUGGGCACGAAGACGCCCAUCUCUGGAUUUCCAUCCCCUUCAGCUUAAUGUAUGUUAUUUCGAUAGUAGGAAAUGCAGUCAUCAUAUACUUUAUAAAAACAGAGCCAAGCCUCCAUGAGCCCAUGUACAUUUUCCUUUCCAUGUUGGCUGUCACAGACAUUGGCAUAUCGAUAGCCACCAUACCGACAAUACUGGGCACAUUCUUGUUUAACUAUAGGGAGAUCAGCCUCAACGCCUGUUUGGCCCAGGUGUUUUUCAUCCACUUUCUUUCAAAAAUGGAAUCCUCCGUGCUCUUGUCCAUGGCCUUUGACCGCUUCAUCGCGAUCUGUAACCCGCUGAGAUACGCUUCCAUCUUAACCCCAGUGAGAAUAGCCAAGAUGGGGCUGGUGUUUGUGGUAAGAGGGGUGGCUGUAGCAUUCCCACUCCCCCUUCUUCUAAAAAGGUAUCAAUAUUGUCGAGCCAGUGUCCUGUCCCAUUGCUACUGUCUAAACCAGGAUGUCAUGAAGUUGGCUUGUUCAGACAUAAGAGCCAGCAGCGUCUAUGGCAUGUUUGUGGCAAUCUCUACUGUGGGGUUGGACUCGCUACUCAUCUUCCUCUCCUAUGUGAUGAUCCUCAAAACAGUGCUGGGCAUCGCAUCCCGCACGGAGAGCCUCCGGGCCCUGAACACCUGCGUCUCUCACCUUUGUGCCGUCCUGCUCUUCUAUGUGCCAGACAUCGGCCUGGCUGUGAUCCACAGAUAUGGGAACAGCUCUACUCACUUGCUUAAGAUUCUCCUGGGCUACGUCUACCUGAUGGUUCCACCCCUAAUGAACCCGAUCGUGUACAGCGUGAAAAGCAAACAUAUUCGUGCUCGGAUCAUCAGGGCCUUCAUCAAGUGA